AUGAUUUAUCGUGGUCGUUUUGAGCUUUUUCACCACAUGCAAGCAGAUGUUGACAAGAAAGUUCCAACAGAUCGACAUCGUCCAAAAGAACUUGUGAUUGAGCUAUCAUUUCCUCUUGCUACAAGUGCAAAAGGUUUAGAUUUGGAUGUUAGUGAUCAAAAGCUUCGGCUUUUACCAGGUCCUGAUGUUCCUGGAGACUAUGAACCAUUAGAGGUAACACUGCCGUAUCCUGUGAUUGAAUCGAAAGGAGAUGCGAAAUUUAAUCGCAAAACUCAUAAAUUGAUCGUGACGUUACCCGUGCAGCCUCCAAUGAAGCCAGAACCUCAACCAAUCUCAGAAGUAGCUUUGAUGGUAGAACAUGAUCCACAAGUUCUUGCAUUCAAGCAACGAGCGCUAGAUGCUGAGUCUGUGACUUUCUCAGUUCUCAAUGAAGAAACAAUUUCUCACUCCGACAACGAUUGUGAUUCAAAGGCUGCCACUUUCGACGUGGAAACUACAUCAAUUACAGCCGAAGUUGAAGCCACAAAGACGCUCACGCCUCCGUUUGAGAUACAGGAGACGUCUUCAUGCUUUUCUUAUAUUGUGAAUGUGGCUGGUAUUGAGUCAAUGAGUGUGCAGCUCACCUUUCCAUCAACAACCUCGUUACGUCUGUACUUUAGUGAUAAUACUAAGCACGUGUACGAAUUAUUCAUUCCAAUGCUUUCAGUUGAUAUUGAUCCCUUUCGUGCUGAAGUUGACGUCGCUAGUGAAAACAUGGUGAUUAUUCUUUACAAGAAGAGUCCAAUCUUACAAGCUGAAACAACUCAUUCUGCCGUACAACCUGAUGCCUCGACAUCAUCACUUGCACCUCUUCUUGCCUCAGCGCGCUUUAAGAAUCAACUUGUUUAUGAACUUGAUUGA
Plasmopara halstedii is the source of this 900-nucleotide messenger RNA. RefSeq names its product PIH. The transcript has 2 exons. Bases 1 to 900 code for a protein of 299 amino acids. NCBI's taxonomy places the organism in Eukaryota, Oomycota, Peronosporomycetes, Peronosporales, Peronosporaceae. The record is from RefSeq and is a predicted model, not a curated record. Gene Ontology annotation, cellular component: cytoplasm.